Rhodofomes roseus is the source of this 831-nucleotide messenger RNA. Its product is annotated as TPR-like protein. Lineage: Eukaryota; Fungi; Basidiomycota; Agaricomycetes; Polyporales; Fomitopsidaceae. The record is from RefSeq and is a predicted model, not a curated record. The coding region runs from base 1 to 831 and encodes 276 amino acids. The transcript is spliced from 6 exons. Gene Ontology annotation, molecular function: protein binding.
AUGGCAGACCCAACAUCCCACCCAACAUCGACUCCCGAAGCCGUCCUGCAAGAUGCAGACGAACUCGAAGCGGCACAAGACGAAGAGGCCCGCGUCCAGAAAUGCCUACGCGACGCGGAUGAGCUGAAGCAGGACGGGAACGAGCACUUCCGCGCGAAGCGGUGGAGUGAGGCGUUGGCGGCGUACCGCGCGGGCUUGGGCCGUCUGCCGAAGAGGCGGCCGCUGGAGACGGAGAGGGGUGAGGAAAGGGAGGCGGUUGAUGGGGAUGAUGGAGACGAACGUAGCGGAGAUGGCGAUAGCGGGGAGGAUAAGGAGGCUAAGGGGAAGGGGAAGGCAGAGGAGGUAGAGGAGAAGGCGGACGAGCCUGUACAGCCGCCGUCUAUCGAGGCUGAGCUGGAGUGUGCGCGUGCGAGAGCGAUCAUGAACGCGAAUAUUGGAGCGUGCUACGUGAAGCUUGAGGAGUGGAAGGACGCCGUGUCUACAUGUUCGGAAGCCCUCAAGGAUGACCCAAAUUACAUGAAAGCUUUGCAACGACGAGCAUUGGCGAACGAGAGGAUCGGGAGCUGGUCCUCAUUAUCCUCAGCACAAGAGGACUACAACACCCUCCUAACGAUCCUUCCAUCUGACUCGCCUCAACGAGUAGCCAUCAACCGGGCCCUUGCGUCGCUCAAGCCUCGAGUAGAAGCAGCGCAGAAAGCAGAGACCGCCGAGAUGCUUGACAAGCUCAAAGGAUUGGGAAACAACAUCCUCGGGCGGUUUGGCAUGUCGACGGACAACUUCCAGUUCACUCCAAACGGAGAAGGCGGAUACUCGAUGAACUUUGUCCGGUAG